This is a messenger RNA of Saitoella complicata NRRL Y-17804, 862 nucleotides long. Its product is annotated as proteasome component. The transcript has 2 exons. Lineage: Eukaryota; Fungi; Ascomycota; Saitoellomycetes; Saitoellales; Saitoellaceae. The coding region runs from base 17 to 862 and encodes 281 amino acids. Gene Ontology annotation, cellular component: proteasome core complex. Gene Ontology annotation, molecular function: threonine-type endopeptidase activity. The record is from RefSeq and is a predicted model, not a curated record.
AUCCAGGGCAUCCAUUAUGAACUCUCUUGUCCAGAAAUACUCUCAGUCUACCUCGGUUUUUGACCAGGACCACGACCUCGCAGAUGAAUACGCAGCCCAACCACCAAAGGCCACCGACGGUCUGAGCUUCGCAUUGCCAGCAAUCUCGGCACCAACAGCCUUCCUCCGCGCUCACACUGACGACCUCUCCAACCGCGACUGCACAAUCAAGAUCAACCAUGGUACGACGACGCUGGCGUUCCGUUUCCAGGGUGGUGUUGUCAUCGCCGUCGACUCUCGAGCAACGGCCGGUACCUGGAUUGCAAGUCAGACAGUGAAGAAGGUCAUCGAGAUUAACCCAUACUUGUUGGGUACCAUGGCUGGUGGUGCGGCGGAUUGUCAGUACUGGGAGACGUAUUUGGGAAUGGAGUGCAGACUGUACGAGUUGAGGAACAAGAAGCGAAUUACUGUGGCUGCCGCGUCGAAGAUUCUGUCUAAUAUCACCUACAAUUACAAGGGUAUGGGUCUGAGUAUGGGUACUAUGGUCUGUGGUGUUGAUCCUGGACUUGGUCCCUCGAUCUUCUACGUCGAUUCCGAUGGUACGAGGUUGAAGGGUGACUUGUUCUGUGUUGGAUCUGGUCAGACGUUCGCAUAUGGUGUGUUGGAUGCUGGAUACCACUGGGAUUUGUCGGUGGAAGAUGCAUUGGCGUUGGGUAAGAGGGCUAUUGUUGCUGCUCAGCACCGUGAUGCUUUCUCUGGUGGAAGUGUGAGACUGUAUCAUAUCAAGGAAGAUGGUUGGGAGAAGCACGGUGUUCAUGACUUCGGCAAGUUGUUCUGGGAGAUUAAGGCGGAGGAGAACUCUUUCAACACUGUUCCUUCGUAG